Molecule: messenger RNA, 4618 nt
Organism: Xenopus tropicalis (tropical clawed frog)
Lineage: Eukaryota; Metazoa; Chordata; Amphibia; Anura; Pipidae
Gene: eps15l1
Product: epidermal growth factor receptor pathway substrate 15-like 1
Exons: 24
Coding region: 106-2724 (872 amino acids)
Cellular component (GO): membrane; plasma membrane; cytoplasm
Molecular function (GO): calcium ion binding
Source: RefSeq, a predicted model, not a curated record
UCCCCGCCCUUGUGUUCCCUGCCAGGCCCCGCCCCCUGUGCUGCGAUUGUGCGCGCCAUCGGUGCUAGAGUGACGCUGCGCGCGCUCCCGCGGACGGCAGGAAAGAUGGCGGCGCUCAUCCCUCUCACACAGCUUUCCGGUGGCAAUCCAUUUUAUGAAACAUAUUACAAGCAGGUGGAUCCAUCAUACAUUGGCAGAGUAGGACCAGCAGAAGCUGCUCUCUUCCUCAAAAAAUCUGCUCUCUCAGACAUUAUCCUUGGGAAGAUAUGGGACCUGGCUGAUCCAGAGGGAAAAGGUUACUUGGAUAAACAUGGAUUUUAUGUAGCACUGAGGCUGGUAGCUUGCGCUCAGAGCGGACAUGAAGUCAGUCUAUCAAGUUUAAAUGUUCCAGUACCAGCACCCAAAUUUCAUGACACUAGCAGUCCUCUGUUAAUCACUCCACCCCCUGUUGAGGGACAUUGGGGUGUUCGGAUAGAAGAGAAAUCCAAAUUUGAUGGUAUUUUUGACAGUCUGGUGCCAGUGAAUGGCUUGCUUUCUGGAGACAAGGUGAAACCUGUACUUAUGAACUCCAAGCUACCUCUGGAUGUCUUAGGAAGGGUGUGGGAGCUCAGUGAUAUUGACAAGGAUGGACACUUGGACAGAGAUGAAUUUGCUGUAGCAAUGCAUCUUGUAUACAGGGCCUUGGAGAAGGAACCAGUCCCUUCAGUGUUACCUCCAUCUCUCAUCCCGCCGAACAAGAGGAAGAAGACUCCAACAUUCCCAGGGGCAGUUUCAGUUCUUCCCUCCAGCCCACCACCUAAAGAUAGUCUACGGUCCACCCCAUCUCAUGGCAGUAUGAGCAGUUUAAACAGUGCUGGCAGCCUUUCACCUAAGCAUUCCUCCAAACCAGCCCAGCCUGCUGUAAACUGGGUGGUCCCAUUGACAGACAAAAUGCGUUUUGAUGACAUCUUUCUGCAGACAGAUCUGGACAUGGAUGGAUUUGUGAGUGGGCUGGAAGUGAAGGAUAUAUUUAUGCAGUCUGGUCUGUCUCAGAAUAUCUUAGCACACAUAUGGGCUCUUGCCGACACAAGGCAAACAGGCAAACUGAACAAGGACCAAUUUGCUCUAGCAAUGUAUUUUAUACAACUGAAGGUCAGCAAAGGGAUUGAUCCCCCACAGGUAUUAUCACCUGACAUGAUCCCACCGAGUGAAAGGAACACCCCUAUACAGACCCUGUCUGGUUACAUGACCCCCAUAGGAAACGAGAUGGCAAGCUUAACAGACAUGCGCCGAGACAGUUCCAGUUCUGUUGGCUCAGGUGAAUUUACUGGUGUGAAAGAACUGGAUGAGAUCAGUCAGGAAAUAGCCCAGUUGCAAAGAGAAAAAUAUGCUCUGGAGCAAGACAUUCGAGAAAAGGAAGAAGCCAUUAGACAAAAGAGCACAGAAGUUCAGGACCUGCAAAAUGAUUUAGACCGGGAGACCUCCACCCUUCAAGAACUGGAAGCACAAAAGCAAGACGCCCAGGACAGGCUGGAUGAAAUGGACCAACAAAAAGCAAAAUUGAAGGAUAUGUUAAAUGACGUCCGACAAAAGUGCCAAGAGGAAGGGCAAAUGAUUUCCUCACUGAAGAUCCAAAUCCAGUCCCAAGAGUCAGAUGUUAAAGCACAGGAAGAAGAACUUAACAGAGCAAAAUCGGAACUAAACCGACUCCAGCAGGAGGAGACUCAGUUGGAACAAAGUAUUCAGGCAGGCAGGGUUCAGUUAGAAACAAUAAUAAAGUCAUUGAAAUCCACGCAGGAAGAAAUAAAUCAGGCUCGAAGUAAAUUAUCGCAACUGCAGGAGAGCCAGCAAGAACUAAAUCAAAAUAGUGAUCAAUAUAAUGAUGCUUUGAAUGGAGACCAUGGAAGCAGCAUGAACAACCUGUCUGACACAGAGUCAUUUUCCUCGAGAGAGAGAACUGACCAUUCUUCAACAAUUGAGGACCCAUUCAAAAACAAGUCCCAUCUGUUCAGCAAUAACAACCAAGACAUUUAUUCAGACCCAUUCCAGACAGAAGACCCCUUCACAUCUGAUCCCUUUAAGGGAGCAGACCCUUUUAAAAGCAACCCCUUUGGAGAUGACCCAUUUAAGGAGAGUGAUCCUUUUCAUGCCCCAACAUCAGAGGACCCAUUCCAGAAGCCAGCUAAAGGAGACCCAUUUUCUGCUGACCCCUUCACUAAGAACAGUGUCCAUUCGAUGACCCUACCCCUAAAGUCUGAUCCAUUUGAGAGCAGCGAUCCUUUCAUCUCUUCCACACUGCCAAAGAAAAAAACAGAUCCAUUUGGGACUCUGGACCCAUUUGGGAGCAGCGCAUUCAGCAGCAAUGAAAGUUUUGCCGAUUUUAGUCACAUGUCCAAGCAGCACCAAGCACCAGAUCCCUUUUCUGCUACCUUCCCUGGUACUGGAUUUUCUGACGACCCCUUCAAAAGCAAACACGACACUCCAGCAUUGCCUCCUAAGAGGAGUGUACCCCCAAGGCCAAAACCCCCAAGUGGCAAAAGCACUCCAGUAAGUCAGCUCAGCACAUCCCACUUCCAGAAGUCUCAUGAUCCAUUUCAGCCAUUUGGUACUGAACCCGGGGAUCCGUUCCAGAGCAGAAAGUCCUUCACAGACCCUUUUAGUGGCAAGGACCCGUUUGCCACAUCACAGUCGGGAAAGCACUCUAAGGGAACAUCUGCUGGGUUUGCAAACUUUGGCUCUUACUAAAUGAGAAAAUGAAACCAUUUUCACUUUAGCACUUCCUGAUCCCACAGAGCACAUGAAGAGCUGAUAAGAAUAAUAACUUGUCCACUAAGAAGCCCUUUUAUAACGAGCUGCUCAAAGGCUGCUGCAAAGAGAAGGGAAGGGUUUGUUUUUUGAAGUAGAUAGGGAGCUCUGUGGGGGUUAGGAUGGUCGGUGAAAAAAAACAACUAUUAAAUCAGUAAAAUAGGGAUUUUUUUUUAAAACAUAAUCCUAUUUGUUGCGCUGAUUUAUAGCAACAGUGUUUUUAGGUGAACACUGUCUUUUUUUUUUCCAGUGUUGUGUCCAGUAGUACAGCACAGUGCCUCUGUUUUAUCUGUUAUUACUUUCCACCACUCAAAAGUAAAAGGGGCAUGAUGUGUCAGCUUGGGUACCGUGCGUUCUAUAGAAGUUUUACAAAAACUUGAUUUUCCUAAUAUUGGCCUUUGUCAGCUAAUGUGUUGGCCAUCACAGGUUUACAAUUAAAAAUUCAAAUGAGACUGUUUAAAAGCUAAAAUGAUUUAACAUGGAACUCAGUGGGUCAUCCAGUGAGAUUAUUAGGGUGUGCAUAAUGUUCUGUGUAGCCACCCGAAGGAAACCAAUUAGCCUUCUAGAACCCCAAUAGAACUGUGUGCUGCAAAGUGAAGGAGAAUAGCCAAAAGGCUUUUCUAAAUAUGGCACAAAGAGCACUUUAUUUAAGACCUCUGAAAUUUGGAAACAAGCAGCUAGGAUUACGAUGGGGUGCUGUUAUAGUAGGCAAUGUAAUGUUUCGUUCAUAGACUCAGAAGAAUGCAGCCUUAGGCUAUAAAAGAAAAUAUCAGUAUUGUUUUUAUUUAUAAGCCAUUGUUAUGCGUGUGUGCUUUAUAUGUUAAUAUUAUUAAAAAUUGAGACUUAGCUAUUUAAGCAAACUUAUUGAAUAUGCAUUUUAAUGUAAGUUUGCUUCAAUAAAGCUGUCACAAUGAAAAAAGUAAAUGUGAAUGUUCUUUUUAAAUUGCUUUGUGUCCACCCCCCCUUUUUAUACAUCUAUAGUAAAUAUCUAUCAGAUUCCUUAUCCCAUCCCCACAACAAGUCCAGUAUACCAUCUUUCUUGCAGUCUUCUUUUGUUCCCUUGUAUUUUGCUGUUCCCUCUCUAUUCCAAUAUCUCUGUCACUAUUUGUAUAAUGUACUGCUGUGGGCAAGCUCAAGAGCCUGGCUGUGCUUGGUAUAAGGUCAAGUAUACACAGACCAAUUGGCCCACUUCUGACUAUGGCAGAAUUUCUGGAGAAAGUUAACGUGACAAAAUGUGGGUAACCUCAAUGGGCCAUUUUACAUUUUAGUACAUUGGAAGGGCACCAAGCAGCAUGGGUCUGUGUGCCUUAUUCUCAGCUAUAAUGUGAAUGAAUUCACAAUAGCUUGUGCUGCUAACUACCCUCUGUAAAAGUCGUAGUAAUCAUUGGGAAGCACUUUUUCCAAGAACAAUGAUUACGACACUCGGUAAACUGAGAUCACACCAUUAUAUAGCUGGUAUUUGAACCAUUUUUUAGCAUUACCUUAUUACAGUUGUAAUCUUGUUUUUUUUACAUUACAUCAGUAGAGUCCAUCCUGAUGCCUUUGCAUAUUCUAUCAGGGCUUAAAACUCGCAAGCAGGAAGCUUAAAAUGUGCACUGUCCCAUGAUACAGUAUUUUACAUAUAAUUUUCAUAGUUAGUGAAUGUUCAUUGCUGUUUUAACCCCUUUCAUAUCUGUACGGAUGACCCAUAACCUUUGGGAAAUAUACUUCUUUUUACUGUUUCCAGUUUCACUGUUAACAUGCACUGUCUGCUUUGCUAUGAUGUAUUCUGCUUAUGUGUACAGCAACAAUAACAAUGUCUGUUUUUCCAAUAAAUGAAGUACCAUGUCCAGAA